AUGGCGCUUCCACACACAGUCUCUUCACCGUCUUCGUUAUCUCCAACUCCUUCCUUCAAAUCCAAGCCACCGUUUCACUCUUCCUUCAACCCUAGAUCACCAUCUCCUCACCGGCGAUGUAAGCUCACCUCCUUCCGAUGUUCUUCAUCUUCUUCCUCCGAGAAGCACCACCACAACACAAACCCUCCUAAAAGAUCCGACGACAUCGUCGAGCUUCCUCUCUUCCCACUCCCACUCGUCCUCUUCCCCGGCGCGAUCCUCCCUCUCCAGAUCUUCGAGUUCCGCUACCGAAUCAUGAUGCACACGCUCCUCCAAUCCGACCUCCGAUUCGGCGUCGUUUACUCCGACGGAUCCGCAGCCGAAGUCGGAUGCGUCGGAGAAGUCGUGAAACACGAGCGUCUCGUCGACGACAGGUUCUUCUUGAUAUGCAAAGGACAAGAACGGUUUCGCGUCACGAACGUCGUCCGGACCAAGCCUUACCUCGUCGCGGAGGUGACGUGGCUUGAGGAUCGUCCGUCGGGUGAAGAGAAUCUUGACGCGUUGGCUAACGAGGUUGAGGUUCUGAUGAAGGAAGUGAUUCGGUUGUCGAAUAGGUUGAAUGGGAAGGCGGAGAAGGAAGUGCAGGAUCUGAGGAGGAAUCAGUUUCCGACGCCGUUUUCGUUUUUCGUGGGGAGUACGUUUGAAGGAGCGCCGAGAGAGCAGCAGGUGUUGCUUGAGCUGGAGGAUACAGCGGCGAGGUUGAAGAGGGAGAGAGAGACGUUGAGGAAUACGCUUAAUUACUUGACUGCUGCUUCUGCUGUCAAAGAUGUCUUUCCAUCAUCGUCUUAG
Microthlaspi erraticum is the source of this 828-nucleotide messenger RNA. The record is from the annotation of a GenBank genome assembly. NCBI's taxonomy places the organism in Eukaryota, Viridiplantae, Streptophyta, Magnoliopsida, Brassicales, Brassicaceae.